Messenger RNA from Nerophis lumbriciformis (worm pipefish), 1848 nucleotides. NCBI's taxonomy places the organism in Eukaryota, Metazoa, Chordata, Actinopteri, Syngnathiformes, Syngnathidae. The record is from RefSeq and is a predicted model, not a curated record.
AUGGCAGCGGCGUCCUCGCCCUCCUCCAGCCUCCUGCUCCUGCUCCUCACGUCCUCUUCACCAUGGCUGCCGUCUCUGACCUUGGCCUAUGUCUCUGACUGGCACCACAUGACACCAUCAGCUCCUGUUGAACCUCACUUCACUGAGUGUAUCUCCCGGGACCAGGUAACAUUCAGCUGCUGGUGGAGUCCCGGUAGCUUCCAUAACUUGACGGAUCCCGGAAUGCUGAAGGUCUACUACCAGAAGCGAGAUAUAGACUCUCCCACCAAGACUGAAUGGAAAGAGUGUCCAGAGUAUUUCCACUCGAGGAGGGAGUGCUUCUUUGACAGAAACCACACAGUCAUCUGGACCCCCUACUGCUUGCAACUGCGCAGUCGAGACAACAUCACCUAUUUCAACACGGACUACUGUUUCACAGUGGAAAAUAUUGUACGUCCUGACCCUCCAGUGUCUCUCAAUUGGACCUGCCUAAAUGUGAGUCCCUCCGGGCUCAAUUACGACGUCAUGGUGAUGUGGGAGCCGCCCCCCUCCGCAGACGUGUCAGUGGGCUGGAUGAACGUUGUCUAUGAGGUCCAAUACAGAGAGAGGAACAGCUCCAACUGGGAGACACUGGAGGUUCAGCUGGAGCCCCAAACCCAACAGACAAUCUAUGGUCUCCAUUUAGAUAAAGAAUAUGAGGUGCACAUUCGCUGCAGUAUGAAAGCCUUCUCUAAGUUUGGAGAGUUCAGUGAAUCCAUCUUCAUUCAAGUGUCAGAGAUUCCCACUAAAGAUUCUUUUUCCCUGCUCACGCUGGUUAUUGUUUUGGCAAUUGUGGCUGCAGCCAUUCUCAUCAUGUGGAUUGUUGUUUCACAGCAGCACAGAUUAAUGGUGAUUCUGUUGCCACCAGUUCCGGUGCCAAAAAUUAAAGGUGUGGAUCCAGAGCUGCUAAAGAAAGGAAAACUUGAUGAGCUGAACUUCAUCCUUAGCAGUGGAGAUUUGGUUAGUGGCCCCAUGUAUUCACCAGAUUUUUACCAAGAUGAGCCAUGGGUGGAAUUUAUCGAGGUGGAUGUGAAGGAUUCGGACGCUGGGGAAAAAGAGGACAUCCAGGCAUCAGACACCGAGAGGCUCCUGGGGGGCUCUCAGCCUGCCAGGCACCGAGUGGGGUGCUCUAACGUCCCCAGCUUUCCUGACCGCGAAUGCGCUUAUGACCUGAACGGUCCAGCCGAAGAUGGGACCACACUAAAUUGCAUGCUACCGGGCCAACCUGAUGACAGAUUAGCUUCCCUCUGCGUUGAUUCGGAGCGUGGCGAGAGGCUCCCAGUGCCCUCUCAAACCAGCGGCCCUCAAACUUGGGUCAACACGGAUUUCUAUGCUCAGGUCAGCAAUGUCAUGCCCUUCGGAGGUGUGGUGCUGUCCCCCGGCCAGCAGCUUAGGACCCAAGAGGGAGCCCCCGCUUCAAACGAAGACGUAAAGGAGGCCAACAAAAAAAGUCAAGAGAAGAAUAAGCAGAAAGAACCUCAGUUCCAGCUUCCGGUGUUGGAACCGGACACAGUCAGCCGCACCCAGCAGAUGAUCCCCCCACUUUACUGUUCCAUCCCCGCCGAGAGCUAUCAGUCCGCCGAGCCCCAGCCGGCAGCUGAGGCCAGCCGGUCACCGUACGAUUCCCCCGACUCUCCCCAGGCACAACAUUUUAGCCCCGUGGCGGACUACACUGUGGUACAGGAGCUUGACAGUCAGCGCGGUGUUCUGCUUGACCCACCAUCCCUCCAGUCUGCAUCAUCGUGCCUGUCACAGCACCCCCUCAAAUCUGUCCACGCAUUACCCACUGGGUACGUUACCCCUGACCUGCAGGGGGUGCUUUUGCCUUAA